Messenger RNA from Cutaneotrichosporon oleaginosum, 1096 nucleotides. RefSeq lists its product as uncharacterized. The record is from RefSeq and is a predicted model, not a curated record. Lineage: Eukaryota; Fungi; Basidiomycota; Tremellomycetes; Trichosporonales; Trichosporonaceae.
GUUCCGGUUUUGAUUACCGGGCCUUGAUGAUAGGUAGACCAGCGCGGUGCUGCUGUCGGAGACCAAUAGGGCAGUAGUUACGGCGAUCUCGGCGCAGUGGUUGUGGGGGUGCGGGGUAUAAUCGCGAGAGACAUGAGGGAGGUUUCAGGAGACGCAAGAAGACGCAACAAGUCAGAAUGCAGGAGGUUGUCCAUUGCUCCACCAGGCCUGAAGACAACAACGCGGGAGUCGUUACAAAUACAAAAUUCGCGGCAUGGGAGCUGAGGCAUGCAUGAGAAAGCUGUGAGCGGUAUGAUGCGGGUUGCGACGGUGGUGAGUCUACGGUGAGUAUUUCAGAGUGAGUACGACUCGCACAAUGCUACAGUCAAAAUGGGAUAAGGGUCAAUUGCAAUUUUUUACAGUUCGGGUUCCACAUCCAGGCACCGUGCCGGUUAUACACCGCAGCAUCUGGCUCUGGCGCCACUCCGAACACACAGCGCUGGCCCAGAUCUUGCUGCAGUCAUCCAGUCCGGGGAUAGGCCUCCGUCAUCCGUCAGGCUCUUCCCCGGUACGACAACGUCUUGGCGCCAUCACAUGGUGCAAGGGUCGACGAGCAUGCCGUGUGGGGCAUAAGGGGGGGCAGAGAAAUGCCUGCAGGAGCGCGUGUGGGGGCGGGGAACAACAAGGAACGAGUGGCUUUGCAAGCCGUUUUGCCAGUUGCUGGUUGGGUCGUUCUUUGUCCCACAUCUCACUCGCCGCCACCCGGCCAUCCGGGCCACUCUUCGUCCUCCAGCCGCGCUUUGUCAAAUUAGCGAGGCACAUCGUUGCGAUGCGCGGCACAGCGGGGCACAGCGGCAGAGCGCCCAGACAGCAGCGGAGCGCCCCCGCAUUGGCCCCGCUGGUCCCCCCCGGGGUUGUUGAAUGAGAACCAUGGGGCAAGAUUGUCUUGCACGCACAAGGCCUCGAGGCGCGAGGCGUGAGGAUGGCCGCCGCGCCGCCGGUUGGACGAUGAGGUUUGCAGGUCGAUCUGGGCGCAGAUACCGCGCAUGAGACACAAUCAGAUCGAUCAUGGAUCAUGGAUUGGUCUGCCUUGUGAAUGGAAUAAAUAGCUAGCCUC